This is a messenger RNA of Microthlaspi erraticum, 483 nucleotides long. NCBI's taxonomy places the organism in Eukaryota, Viridiplantae, Streptophyta, Magnoliopsida, Brassicales, Brassicaceae. The record is from the annotation of a GenBank genome assembly.
AUGAGUUGUCGACUACUUAUACUAAUUUCCGCCGUUGCAGUAUUCGCCGUUGUGUCUGGCACGGUGGAGGAGACGGCCCGAGAUAUUAUCGAUGCACUAACGCACGCCCCUUUCGAAGAAUGGUCGGGGGUCUUCAUAGCAACCAACGAUCGGAUCCGCAUAAAGGUUAUCCGAUCCACUUUCUUCGUCCCAAACUCCUCUGCCAACGGGUACGGUGGAAAUGACAGACAAAAGGUGGCUGCGUAUCACAUUGUCUCUGAGAGGCUUGAGUUUGCGGAUCUUCUCUCCAAGGCAAGUCAAUCGCGACUACCCACUCUUCUCACCGGCUCCUCCAUUCUGGUGACUAACAAUUCCGGUUCUGGUUUUACUGUCGACGGCGUUCUCAUCACAGAACCCGACAUGUUCGUCGACUCCUUCAUGGCUAUCCACGGCAUUGCGGUUCCGCUUGAUUUCAAAACUUACGGCAGCGAGCGGCGACUCUAA